Bicyclus anynana (squinting bush brown) is the source of this 923-nucleotide messenger RNA. RefSeq names its product protein drumstick (gene drm). NCBI's taxonomy places the organism in Eukaryota, Metazoa, Arthropoda, Insecta, Lepidoptera, Nymphalidae. Gene Ontology annotation, molecular function: RNA polymerase II transcription regulatory region sequence-specific DNA binding; DNA-binding transcription factor activity, RNA polymerase II-specific. The record is from RefSeq and is a predicted model, not a curated record. Gene Ontology annotation, biological process: regulation of transcription by RNA polymerase II; embryo development; embryonic hindgut morphogenesis. The transcript has 4 exons. Gene Ontology annotation, cellular component: nucleus. The coding region runs from base 340 to 582 and encodes 80 amino acids.
GCGGAGCGGGGCGCGGGGCGCGUUCGGAAGCGGUGGCAGCUCCCAUCGACUCCUGGGGUUAUUCUUCCUCAGGCCACUGCUGCUCGAGCUACGUACAGAGCGAGCCAGUUUUUUCAUUCCACCGCACCGCACGCCACACACUCGUUAAGCCCGUGCCAACACGAGAAGUCGCCACUAAUAAAUUACUGUUUUUUACUGCACUCGAACAGUCUACGCCGCGCAGCCGACUAAUUUAUACGUAAAAAUAAACAUCAAUCAGCAAUAAACGCCGCCGUUAGCGCCCGAGCCCCGACACUGCGCACUAGCCCCGCCCGCAGCGAGCACCAUAGCCCAGACAAAAUGUUCGCCGUGAUGCAAAUCGACGAGGAUCACACCAGGGACUUCAGGCGUAAGCUGCGCCCCAAGUGCGAGUUUGUCUGCAAGUAUUGCCAACGUCGGUUCACCAAGUCCUACAACCUGAUGAUACACGAGCGCACCCACAAGAGCCCCGAGCUGAGCUUCAGCUGCGAGGUCUGUGGGAAGAGCUUCAAAAGGCAGGACAAUUUGCGUCAGCACAGAUGUAGUCAAUGCUUGUGGCGGUGAGGUGAUGAAGAAGCACGAUCAACAACAGCGGUCUCUCUUACACAAUAGAAGAAAUACACUACAAUUCCAAAAAGGAGACCACAAACAUAAGAUGGUGAUUCACUAUGCAAUCAGUCGGAGACCUGUAUGUAGGUAAAAAACCACCUGGGAAUUUUAACAGUAUUCUUGCUUCUAUUGUUGUACACCAGAAUGGGAUAUUGCAAUAACAUUAAAAAAACUUCCGUCCCUUAAACAUAAGGUAUAUUAUAUGUAAAAAAUAAUGUUAAAAAUGAUACUCUAUCAUGUGUCACUCUUAACAUUUUUUUAAUAAAUUAUAAUAAUAUCUACUUGAUUAAUUAAAA